Marasmius oreades (fairy-ring Marasmius) is the source of this 1046-nucleotide messenger RNA. RefSeq lists its product as uncharacterized. The transcript is spliced from 5 exons. The record is from RefSeq and is a predicted model, not a curated record. Lineage: Eukaryota; Fungi; Basidiomycota; Agaricomycetes; Agaricales; Marasmiaceae. Bases 13 to 957 code for a protein of 314 amino acids.
AGCUCUUCUGCGAUGCGUUCAACUUACAGCUUCCUUACUCUUUCUGCUCUGGUGGCUGUAGUUUCGGCUGGAACGCAGCUCGAAUUCACCAAGGAUGGAUUCUCCCGUUGCAUCGCUGCAUCCUCCAAGACUCCCGGCGCUCCCGUGGUCAUUCACGAUUGCAGCACUGGAGACGCUUCAAACUACGAUUGGGACAUUGAUGCCUUCUCUACAGACCAAAUUCCUCAACAGAUCAAGCUUUUCGGUCAAGACUUGUGCGUGGACGUCACAAGCGGCGUGAACGCUGACGGUACCAAGCUCCAACUCUGGACCUGCACUCAAGGAAACACCAACCAACUUUGGAGUCACACGAGCUCCCUUGGUAUCUGGCAAUGGGCGGGAACGAACAAGUGUAUUGACCUUACGGACGGAAAUAUCAGUGAUGGGAACCAAUUCCAAGUGUGGACUUGUGAUUCUAGCAAUAUGAACCAGCAGUUCCCCGGAAGAACGGUUCCGGACACUCAGACUGUUACGGUUACACUCGAAGGAGGACCUGCUCUGUCCCAACCUCGCUUAUGCCUCGCGGCUACUGAAAACACCGACGGAGCUCGAGUCUCUCUCGCUCCCUGUGACAACGUCGCUUCCACCUUCCCCUCCGGCAACAUCACCUGGGUCGUUCCCCGCGCCGACUUGGCUGGUAUCCUCAGUACCUAUGGUGGUACUAAAUGCCUUGACUUGCGUAAUGGAGAUUCUACCAAUGGCAAUGGACUACAAAUCUGGAGUUGUGAUUCCUCGAAUGUGAACCAGGUGUGGAGAGUUGAGGGGCUUAUUCCGAAGAUAUCCCCGAGGAUUGAUAGGGAUGGGAAUAAGUGUAUGGAUAUUAAGGAUGGGAAUGUGAGUCCUGGAGCUGAUAUUCAAAUCUGGGACUGUGAUCCCAACGGUACCAGUGUGAACCAGCGAUGGAUUCCUAGACAGUGAAUAUUUGGGAUGAUAAUAAUACCUCGGACUUUUGGACUUUAGACUUUUUUUGUGUAGGGGGUCAUGGUCGACGAUAAUGAUAAUUUGAA